UCCUCAAAAUAUAUCACCCCUUUUUAUGCACACAAAAAAAAAACACUAUUUACAUGAGUUUGUAAUUGUUAUUUAGAAGAUCAAAUUUAUAAAAUGAAUACCAAAAUUGAAGCACAAAAGAAAAGACCAUUUCAUGAAGAAGACUAUGAUGAUGAUGAUAAAGACGGUUCUUUCUUCUCUUCAUCAUCUUCUUCUGAUGUUUCAUCAUUUGAAUCAGAUUCUGAUUCAAAUGAAGAAGUAACAUCACCAACUUCAUCAUCUUCAUCAACUCAUCAACUUGAAGAAGCUGAUCCAUUGAAUAACAUGUCUUCUUUGUUUCAACAACUUCCAAUAAAGAGGGGACUUUCAAAAUUCUACCAAGGAAAGUCACAAUCUUUUACUUCAUUAACAAAUGUCAAGAGUUUGGAAGAUCUUGUGAAGCCAGAGAGUCCUUAUAACAAGAAGUUGAAAUCAAGUAAAAGCUAUGGAGGGUUUUAUGAGAAUCAAGAUUCAAUUUCAAAAUAUAGUUUUAAAUCAAAUAGUGCUAUGUCAAAGUUUGGUUCUAAGAAGGGGGUGCAUUCAGCAAGUUCAAGGGGUUCAUGUUCUUCAUUGAAUGCAAGGAGGGGUAGUAAUAGUAAUUUUAUGGGUACUAGGCCACCAGUUCAUCCUCAUAAUAGAUCAUCUACUAGCACUAACAAUAUCUCUAAUCAAACUGCUUUGUUUGCUUGAAAAGGGAUUAUGUGAUGCUUUUUGUUUAAUCAUUUGUUUAUUUUAUUUUAUUGGAGUUGUCAUUUGCGGAUAUCAUGUUAGUGUAAGGUUAAUCACUAAUUAGUUUUUUUUUUGUUACAAGAAUCACUGAUUAGUUUUGAUGAAUGAAAAGAAAAUGAAAUUUCUGGUCUUUAUAUUGGA
Trifolium pratense (red clover) is the source of this 888-nucleotide messenger RNA. RefSeq lists its product as uncharacterized. The transcript has 2 exons. The coding region runs from base 94 to 708 and encodes 204 amino acids. The record is from RefSeq and is a predicted model, not a curated record. NCBI's taxonomy places the organism in Eukaryota, Viridiplantae, Streptophyta, Magnoliopsida, Fabales, Fabaceae.